This is a messenger RNA of Aplysia californica (California sea hare), 752 nucleotides long. RefSeq lists its product as uncharacterized. The record is from RefSeq and is a predicted model, not a curated record. Bases 117 to 752 code for a protein of 211 amino acids. NCBI's taxonomy places the organism in Eukaryota, Metazoa, Mollusca, Gastropoda, Aplysiida, Aplysiidae. The transcript has 6 exons.
CUCGUUAUAAAAUGCCUACAUUUCUGUUCAUGAUCGCUCCCUGGAACUAAAGCCUCUUAUGGGGGCUCUCAUGGCCUAGAGGUUUCGGCAAGAAGGGUCUGCUGGCGCCGGGAGUUAUGUUGCUGGGUAGUGCAGUCUGUGCUGGCGUCAUCACCAAGGUGAACGGCUUUGGGACUGACGUUACCAUCAAAGGACCAGACUUCCGCCGCAUCUACUACAUCAAGCCCUACAACCGGAUAGGAGCGUACAUCGUUGGCACGGUUACCGGCUGGCUACUCUACAAGACCAGGUGUGAGGCCAAGCUACACUGGCUGUGGGUAAUCUGUGGCUGGCUGUGGGCGGGUGUGCUGGGCCUGAGCGUCCUGUAUGGCCUGUCUGACCAGGCGGCUGGACACCCACUGACCAAUGACGUGGCCGCUCUCUACAACGCUCUACGUGGUUGUGCCUGGGGCCUGGCUGUCAGCUGGGUCAUCUUUGCCUGCGCCUCAGGAUAUGGCGUUCGUGGAGGAUGGACCUUCGCAUACUUGGCCAUCCUCGUCAUGUCGUUCCUCCUAUCGUUUGUCGCCUCCAUGGCCUUUGAGUCGCCGUUCCUGGGACUGGAGAAGAUGGUUCUAGCAGCAGUGGGCCGCGUCAGCUCUGUGCUGUCUCCUCCAAUCAAACGUCUGGUCGCCGGGCGCAAGGAUGGUGGGAGGGGAGAGGCGCAGUACUUCGAUCGCUUUUCCAACGAAGCUGGGGACGGCCUGAUUCCUUGA